AAAUAUUAUAUUAUAAUGAGCUCUACACUUCAUGUAGAAGUUGUUCAAAAACGGGGAAGUCAAGCAAAUAAAGAUUUUAUCAAAGAUGUUGUUCAUUCUUAUUUAGCAAAUUUUGUGUCAAUAACACCAGGUGUUACGAUAAAAAAUAAUGAAUUUGAAGACAAUUUAGCCCUUAAAGAUCAUAUAGAAUCUAUAACAUGUUGUGAUGAAGAACACAAUACUGAAGUAGGUGUGACAGAGUGUGAGUUCGUGUACCAUGUUUUUAAGUUUGAUAUAUUCGGCGUAGAGACCGACACGAUGACGGAUGCCGCAUCUGGUGAAGAAAUAGCGGCAGCUGAUAUUUGGGCACUACCGACCGAAGAGUUUCACGGCUUGUGGGAGAGUCUCAUAUACGACUCUAAACUCAAAGAAGACACGCUUCGAUUCGUGGAAACCGCCUUCGAGUUCGCCGACCGCCGCGUGGAUUCUAAUGUUAUUAGCUGGAAUCGAGUAGUUUUGUUGCAUGGACCACCUGGUACUGGCAAAACAAGUUUUUGUCGCGCUCUCGCUCAGAAACUAGCUAUACGUUUAAAUGAUAAAUUUCCGCGUGCACGCCUUCUCGAGAUAAAUGCUCACGGUUUAUUCUCAAAGUGGUUCUCAGAGAGCGGAAAACUAGUUGCAAAGCUUUUUGAUCGUAUACGAGAAAUUGUCGAAGAUCAAAGUCUUCUAGCGUGUGUACUCGUCGACGAGAUAGAGUCACUGGCACACGCGCGCCGCGCAGCGCUGUCAGGCCUCGAACCUUCGGAUUCCAUUCGUGCAGUGAACGCGAUAUUAACGCAACUCGAUCGCCUCAAACGACACCCGAACGCUCUCGUCUUGACCACUUCCAACGUGACCGGAGCGAUCGACGUCGCGUUCGUGGAUCGAGCCGAUAUAAAGCGACGUGUCGGCCCGCCCUCGGAGCGCGCCGCCUACGAGAUCCUACGAGGCUGCUGCAGCGAGAUGAUGGCUCGCGGCGUGGUGGCGCCGCGCGAGCAACUGUUCGCGCUGCGGAUCCUGGAGGCGUCGCGCUUUGCGGACACGGAGGGCUCGCACGCGUCGCUGCGCCUGUGGGCGGUGGCCCGCGAGGCGGCGGCGGCGCAGGUGUCGGGCCGCGCCUUGCGGCGCCUGCCCUUCCUGGCGCGGGCCCUGCACACUUGUGGAGAGCCUCCGCUCGCUCAGUUCAUAGACGCUUUACAAGCUGCCUUGAGACAGCAGUUAAGUGAUGCCAAGGAUCUAGAAGAUGAUUCCCUACCGACACAUUGUAAAUAAACGUAAAUAGUGAUAGCUAAAAGAUAACAGGGAUUAUAUUCCAGUGAUCCGUAAUAUUUUGUGUAUGUACAUAUUGAGACAAUCAUUUAAUUAAAUUAACAAUGUUCAACAUAGUUCUCAGUAUAGAAGUGAAGUGAUUAAGAAAAUUUUAUAAUAAUUAAAUAAUACAACAAUUUA
This is a messenger RNA of Melitaea cinxia (Glanville fritillary), 1467 nucleotides long. It is a transcript of the gene pch2, whose product is annotated as pachytene checkpoint protein 2 homolog. The transcript has a single exon. Gene Ontology annotation, cellular component: nucleus; chromosome. The record is from RefSeq and is a predicted model, not a curated record. The coding region runs from base 16 to 1290 and encodes 424 amino acids. Gene Ontology annotation, biological process: reciprocal meiotic recombination; meiotic recombination checkpoint signaling. Gene Ontology annotation, molecular function: ATP binding; ATP hydrolysis activity. NCBI's taxonomy places the organism in Eukaryota, Metazoa, Arthropoda, Insecta, Lepidoptera, Nymphalidae.